Messenger RNA from Entelurus aequoreus (snake pipefish), 10273 nucleotides. Its product is annotated as granule associated Rac and RHOG effector protein 1-like. Gene Ontology annotation, molecular function: CCR4-NOT complex binding. Bases 877 to 4152 code for a protein of 1091 amino acids. The record is from RefSeq and is a predicted model, not a curated record. Gene Ontology annotation, biological process: Rac protein signal transduction. NCBI's taxonomy places the organism in Eukaryota, Metazoa, Chordata, Actinopteri, Syngnathiformes, Syngnathidae. The transcript has 14 exons.
CACACGGCAGGCAGUCAGGCGGGGAGCUGCGCUGUCAAGAGGGUGGACGCCGAGCUGGAAAUGACCUAGAGGCCUUACAGAUACAUUUGUGCGCUUGCCACUUGUAAUCUGCAUCCGCAGAGAGCGGCGUCAUUUGGAAGCACAUUUCUUUCCGCGGCGAGUUCCACCUACCUCAGCCCGGCUCUCGGACGGGAAAAGCAGGAAGCCGGCAGUGGGAGGGGACACACGGAGCCGAGUUGGCCUUUUGAGAGGAGCAUCUUGAGACGGACUGGAUCCGUCUCUACCUGAGCCUGAGCCUCGUCACCAGAAUCAAGCAUCUUUUUCUUUUUCCUUUUUUUUUUUUUUACUUUUAUAACCUUUUGCUCUUCAUGCUGUUGACCAGUGUUUUGUUUUGCUCAUUUUUGCUUUAAACCUUGGAAAUUAUUUUCUACUUUGAUUAGUGAAGUGUGGUAUAGGUUUAUAUAUGUACAAACACAUGUUUAUACUGUCGACUGUAUGAAGAAUGAUCUUUUGCUCCAUUCUGAAGGAAGGCUAAUGCACUUUAAAGCUUGACUCUAGUACUGGUUUUAGCACUACUAGUUUGUUUGAGGCUGGAACAGGAUCACGCUCCGCCUGACGGAUUUGCAGCUGGGCUGCAUGUAAGCACUUCACUUCGGCUCCCAAGCCCGCCUGGUUGCCCUCCGACCUCAGCCACUCCCGCUUUGGUCUCCAUCUGACACACUGAGAUGAGCCUCUGGCAGGCGAAAUCCUUCAGCUGUCUUUUUACAUGACCUGGACAGUUUCAGGACUGUGUUCAAAGUGAUUUCAGCUGCAGUCGAGAGCACUUUGUGGGAAAGCCAAACAGAAACAGGAUCUUCCGGUGCCGGUGCACCACCUAUGUAUUGUUGCAGUGCGCAGCAAAGUAAAAUGGACUACAAGCGUCGCUUUUUGCUCGGCGGGUCCAAGCAGAAAGUACAACAGCACCAGCAGUACCAGAUGCCUGAGUUGAGCCGCACCCUCAGCGCCUCCUUGGCCUCCUCUUGCUCGGCCUCUUCGCCCAUGGGCAUGCCCAGCGGCUGCCACCUGCCUCCCUCCUCACCCUCCUCCUCCUCCUCCGCCGCCACCACUGCGGUCGCAGACAUCCAGCAAGGCAUCUCCAAGUACCUGGAUGCACUCAAUGUGUUCUGCCGGGCCAGCGCCUUCCUCACAGACCUGUUCAGCAGCGUGUUCAGGAACUCUCACUACUCCAAAGCAGCUAUGCAACUGAAGGACGUGCAGGAACACGUCAUGGAGGCGGCCAGCAGGCUGACGGCGGCCAUCAAGCCGGAGAUCGCCAAGAUGCUCAUGGAGCUGAGUGCCGGGGCUGCCAACUUCAAGGAUCAGAAUGACUUCAACCUGCAAGAUGUUGAGGUACUGGGUCGGUGCUUCCUGACAGUGAUGCAGGUUCACUUCCAGUUCCUGUCGCAGACCCUGCAGAAGGUCCAGCCCGUGGCCCAGUCUUGCCUAGCAGAGGCCCUGGCUCAGGCCCAGGAGCGCUCCGCCAACACCCGCUCCCAAAGCGCCGAAAUGGGGCCACUAACUGAGCUGGAGGAAGCCUCCCGCUUGUGGAAAGGUGCAGCGGAGGCCACGUCGAGACUGCGAGAGAGGGGUCGUGACGGCUGCCUGGCAGGCCUUCAGGUUCAGCAGCUCUUCUGCUCUCACAACACCAACAUCCCAGAACACCAGCUGAAGGAGCUCAACAUGAAGAUAGACAACGCCUUACAGGCAUACAGGGCAGCGCUGGAGAGUCUGGGUCACAACGAGUACGCGCUGAAGGCGGGUUUCCACCUUAACCCCAAAUGUGUGGAGACAGCCUUACAGAGCUGCUGUAGUGAGGCGGAGGCGCAGCAGGCAGGUAGGAUGCAGACCACCUCCCAGCCCAUCCAGUGCGAGCUGCCCACCAUCCCCGUGCAGAUCGGCUCGCACUUCCUCAAAGGAGUUUCCUUCAACGAGUCGGCGGCCGAGAACCUCAAACUGAAAAUGCAAACGAUGCUGCAGCUCAUUAAGGAGGCACUGGGCCAAAACGGGGUUACCACAAGAGAUGACUCCCCUGUCACCGAGGUGCUCAACCAAGUGUGUCCGUCUAGCUGGAGAGGAGCCUGCAAGACUGCUGUACAGCUGCUGUUUGCUCAGGCUGGGCUGGUGGUGGUUGAUACUGCUCAGAUAGAGAACAAGGAGUUGUAUGCUCCUCAGAUCACCCUCGAAGGAUCCAGGCUGGUGGUCCAGGUUCCUUCCACAUGGUGUCUGAAGGAGGACCCAGCAACAAUGUCUUUGCUCCAGCGUAGCCUUGAUCCAGAGAAGACCCUGGGUCUCGUGGACGUGCUCUACACUUCCGUGUUUGACAUCAAUAGAUGGAAGGAGAGAAAGGAACAGUCUUUGCCGACCAUUCAGAUUCAACUGCAGCGGGAGAGUUCUGACUUUGGCAGCCAAGUGGAUCUGGCGCCGGGCACCAGCUCCAAGGCCUCCAGCGGCCUGCCCAAAACCAUCUCCAAGCUGACGUCCAAGUUCACCAAGAAGGCGUCAUCCAGCGCCAACAGCGGGGGGAGUUACUCCAUCCCCAGCACCCCUUCCCGCAGCAUGCUGAGCGGCGGCUCCGAGGACAAGUCCAAGAGUUUGGGCCGCAGCGAGGGGAGACUGCACAGCCUCCUGCAGACGGGCGGUCUCUCCUGCGCGCCCGACGCCGGCACACAGAACCCGCUGGCUAACGGCUUAGGCUGCGACGACCCGAGCAUGAACCUCCCGACCGACCAAGAGAUGCAGGACGUCAUCGACUUUCUCUCAGGAUUCAACAUGGGAAAAUCCCAGCAGGCCUCGCCCCUCGUCAAGAGGAGGAACUCUGUGGCGUCCGCGAACCCUGCCGAGCUAAAACCCCCUCCUGGACCACCGCCGACGUCGCCGGGUAUCUCUCACAGCGGCCUGCCGCCUCCGAGCCAGACCUUGCCCCCACCCCAGGCUCAGGCCCUUGCUCCCCCGGCAGUGCAGAAGCAGCAGCCGACUCCACCGUCGCAACAGCAGCCUGCACCCCAGCAGCACUCCCCCCAGACCCUCCAGUACUACCAGCACCUCCUGCAGCCCAUUGGCCAGCAGCAGCAGGCCCCGCCGCCCCAGCAGAACCCCCAGCAGGUCCUUCCCCAGCAGAGAGUGGCCAGCAAGUGGCUCGGCACGUCUAGCCAGCCAGCUCCCCCGGGAGGGUUGUCCCCCCUGGGUCCCAUCGGCCAAUGGGGGGGCUCCCCCGGGCUGCCGGACCUGAGCUCAGACUUGUACAGCCUGGGCCUGGUGAGCACGUACAUGGACAGCGUCAUGUCCGAGGUUCUGGGCCAGAAGCCCCAGGGUCCGCGCAACAACACGUGGCCCAACAGAGAGCAGAGUGACGGCGUGUUUGGUGCCCUGGGGGACACGCUGCCCUUCGACCCCGCUGUGGGCUCCGAUCCGGAGUUCGCUCGCUACGUCGCCGGCGUCAGCCAGGCCAUGCAGCAGAAGCGACAGGUGCAGCAUCCUCGCCGCCCAAGCAACCCACGAAGCAACUGGCCCAUGCCUGAUGAGCAGCACAGGACUUGGGGCCACCCCGAGUACUACAGCGAGGGCGAGGCCGUGAACAGCAACUGGUCGGCCAAUCAGGGAGACUCUGCCAGCUCCAGCGAUGAGACGUCUUCCGCCAACGGAGACAGUCUCUUCUCCAUGUUCUCGGGGCCGGAUCUUGUGGCGGCAGUCAAGCAAAGAAGGAAACACAGCUGUGGUGAGCCUGAAGUGUGCACCCUGCCCUCACCGCCGCUCCAUCACAUGACCGACGACGGCCAGGACAGCAAGACAAAAACAUGGCCUCCCAAAGCGCCCUGGCAGCACUCAGCCCACAGCGGCUUGACGGCGUCGGCCAAUCCCAGCUCUUCCUUGUACCAGAUGAACCUCCCGCCGCCGUCGUCGCAGUGGAGCGACUCCUUACAGAUGCUCCAGUCGCCUGUGUGGUCGGCGGCCAGCGAGUGCCCGCCCUCGGCCGCCAUCUCCUCGCCUUUCCCCUUCACUCAGCAGCAGCAGCAGCAGACACAACAACAACAACAACUGAAAGCCAUGAGUAAAGGCUUCAAGUCGUUCCCCUUAAAACACGAGCACAGGCCCUCCUUCCUGCACCAGUACUGACAGGUACAUCACACACACACACACACACACACACACACACACACACACACACACACACACACACACACACACACACACACACACCACUGUGAGGGCCACACUGACUAACUACUACUACUACAGUACCACAAUCAGUCGGAUUGAAACUUUCAAAAUACUAUUUACAGCUCAUAAUAUUCCAGAAAAACGAUAUUUUUCCCAAGAAAAAAAAAUACAACUGUUUUCAAGACAAUCAUUUAUUAUGUCAGGAAAAAAAAAGGCUGUGUUCUUGAAAUACAGAAAACUUUUUUCUGGGAAAAAUACAAAUAUUCUCUAAAUAUCACAACUGUUAUUCUUUAAAAACACGACAUUUAUUUAUACUGUGGUAUUUUCCCCCCCGAAAAAUUAUAACACUUUACUCUCGGAUUAUUACAAUUUUUUUUAAAUAACAUUUAUUCUCAUAAAUAAAAUCACCACUUUUUUUUCUUCAUUUCUCAUAUGACAUGUUAAAAAUAUAUAUAUAUAUUUUAUGACUUUUUCCCCCCUGGGAAAGCGUAUGACCUCGUUCUGGAUCUUUUUGAAUAAUCACAACUUUAUUCUGAGAAUAUUAUCACUAUUCUGGGGAGAACUUGUUGACAACUUUUUUUUAUUUUAAAAAUGUAAGACUCGAAUGCUCAAUUAGAAAUAUUUAAAUAUUAUGACUUAAAAAUACAGCAUUUUUCUUGAAUAAAAUCUGGCUUCAGUCAUUUUACAGCUUUCUUGAACAAAUAUUUACAUUUACAGUAUAAACACGACUUUCACAUUUACAUAUUUAUACACAUUAUAGUACAAAUGAAGUACAAAUCUAUUCUUUUAAUACUAUUUUUUUCUUGAGUAAGUCAGAUGUGGUAAUGGUUUUAGACACUUUUCAUUAAAAUACAACAUUAUUCUGACAAUGUUCAAACUUUACCCUAGCAAUAUUCUGACUUUAUUAAAGAAAAUCUGGCUGUGAAAUUAGGACUUUAUAUAUUCUUCUUACAUAUUCCCCUUUUUCCCCAUAUUACCACUUUAUUAUCAUAAUAGUGCGACUUAAUUCCUGUAAUAUUACGACACUUUAUUGUCAAGGGGAGCAAAAAUACCUGUGACAGAAAACUUGUUGUAAAAAUGACCUGAUUUGAUCAUAACUUGGAGAAACACACGGCAACUUAUUUUUUUCCUUAUUUUUUUUAUAAAAUUACAACUUUAUUAUUGUAACAUUUGAGACUUUGUUUUGUAAAAAUACAAUUAUUACGAUUUUUUGUUGUUGCAUUAUUACAAUUACUGUGACACUUUCACUUUUAUUUUCUAACUUCCGACUUAACAUUGGCAACUUUUAUGUUCUUGUUCUCUCGUAAUAUUACGACACUUUUUUUUUUUUUAAAUACGACUUUUUUUCCUAGUAAAGUAAUGAAAAAAUACGACUUUUUUUCCUAGUAAAGUAAUGAAAGGAAUCAGACUGUAGAAUUACGACUAUAUUACAUUUUUUUCUCGUAAAACAUUACGACCUAAUUCUCAUGAUUUUGCGACUUAAUUCCUGUAUUAUUACGACACUUUAUUGUCAAGGGGGGCAAAAAUACCUGUGACAGAAAACUUGUCGUAAAAAUGACCUGAUUUAAACAUAACUUGGAGAAACACACGACAACUUAUUUUUUUUAUAAAAUUACAACUUUAUUAUUGUAACAUUUGAGACUUUUUUUUGUAAAAAUACAAUUUCUUAUUACGAUUUUUUUUUGUUGCAUUAUUACAACUAUUACUGUGACACUUUCACUUUUAUUUUCUAACUUCCGACUUGACAUUGGCAACUUUUAUGUUCUUGUUCUCUCGUAAUAUUACGACACUUUUUUUUUUUUAAAUACGACUUUUUUUCUUAGUAAAGUAAUGAAAGGAAUCAGACUGUAGAAUUACGACUAUAUUACUUUUUUUUUCCGUAAAACAUUACGACCUAAUUCUCACGAUUUUGCGACUUCAGUCACUUGAUUCUUGCAAUAACAGGGCUUUCUUGGUGUCUUUACGACUUUUUUUUUCUCGUAAUAUUACGACUGUUACUCAGACAUCUUGACUUAUUUCACAACUUUUAUUCUAGGUAAAUAAGUAGUAAUGUUAACGUGUAUACUUUUGUCGUAAAACAACCAUUUUUAUUACUUUUUCUCCUGAAAAAAGUGUCUUUUGGUAACAUUACGACUUUUACAUUAAAUAAAUAAUUCUUACAUAAGCUUUAUAAUUCUUAAUAAUAAUACAACUUAAAUUGUCGGGAUUUGGUGGCUUUAUUCUCGUAAUAUUACGCCACUUUUGUAAAAACAAAUUACAAAAAUUAUUGCAAUUAAUAUUUUUUAAAUUUUUUGUCUGUUUUUGUUCCAACUAUUCCUGUGACAUUUUUUUAACUUAUUUUCCGACUUCCGAACGGUUACACCUUUUAUUCAAGUAAAUAAGUAGUAAUGUUAACGUUAAUCGCAUUGUAUUAUGACACUUUUGUCAUAAAACUGAAAAUUACUUUUUCCUGGGGGGAAAAAGCAUCUUUUAACGUUAUGACUUUACUCUUGUAAUAUCACAACUUUAUGUAAUUUUAAGACUACCUAAAUUCUUGCAAUUAUGCGACGUUAUUCUUGUAUUACUACACUUUUUUGCAAAACUAAAAAUGUAUUGCAAUAAUCUGGUAAUAAUUUUUUGUCCCCUUUGUUGCGACUCUUCCUGUGACAUUUGCGAACGCUUGCGACCGUUAAAGUAACAAAAAAAGUGUUAAUGUUGAACUUGAAUAUUAUUACUUUUUUGUAAACAUACUUUUUUCUUGUAACUGAACAACUUUGAAAUUACAAUUCUUCCUGUGACAUUUUGACUUAAAUUUUGCGACCUCAGAACACUUUUAGAUAUACUAGUAAAAAGUGUUAAUGUUGAUCUUGAAUAUUAUCAGACAUUUUUUUUUGGUAAAAAUACUUUUUCUUGUAGCUUAACAACUGUGACAUUACAACUCUUCCUGGGACAUUUCCGAAGGGUUUACGACUUUUAUAUAAGUAAAAAAGUGGUAAUGUUAAUCUUGAAUGUUAUGAAUUUAUUUGUAGUAAAACUUUUUUCUUGUAACUUGACUGUAAAAUUACAACUCUUCCUGUGACAUUUUGGUAUUUUCCGACUUCCGAACAUAUGCGACUCUUACACUAGUAAAAAAAAAAAAGUGGUAUUAACGUUGAUCUUGAAUAUUAUGACUUAUUUUUGUAAAAAAAAAAAAAAAAAAAAUUCUCGUAACUUGACUGUAAAAUUCUGAUGCAUCCUCUGAUAUAUUGACUUACAUUUUCCGACUUCUGAACAUUUACUACUCUUAUACUAGUAAUAAAGAAGUGGAAAUGUUAACGUGGAUCUUGAAUAUUAUGAGACUUGUAUUUCUACAAAAUUUUUUCUUCUAACUUGACAGUAAAAUCACGACACUUCUGUGACAUUUUGACCUACAUUUUCCGACUUCCUAACAUUUACGACUCUUAUACUUGUAAAAAUAAAGUGGAAAUGUUAACGUUGAUCUUGAAUAUUAUGAGACUUGUUUUUGUAAAAGUACUUUCUUUUAAUUUGACUGUAAAAUUACGACUCUUCCUGUAACAUUUGGACCGACAUUUUCCCACUUCUGAACAUUUACGACUAUUAUACUAAUAAAAAAAGUGGUAAUGUCAACGUUGAUUUUUUUGUAGUAAUACUUUUUUCAUGUAACUUAACGACUGUAAUAUUGUGACUCUUGCUGCAACAUAUUGACCUACAUUUUCCGACUUCCGAACAUUUACGACUCUUAUACUAGUAACAAAAAGCGGUAUUGUUAACGUUGAUCUUGAAUAUUAUGAGACUUAUUUUUGUAAAAUUACUUUCUCUUGUAACUUAACUGUAAAAUUACGACUCUUCCUGUGACAUUUUGACGUAUAUUUUCCGACUUCCGAACAUUUACGACUCUUAUACUAGUAAAAAUAAAGUGGAAAUGUUAAUGUUAAUCUUGAAUAUUAUGACUUGUUUUUGUAAAAAAUACUUUUUUCUUUAAAUUUGACUGUAAAAUUACGACUUUUCCUGUAACAUUUGGACCGACAUUUUCCCACUUCUGAACAUUUACGACUAUUAAACUAAUAAAAAAAAAAAAUCGAAAUGUUAACGUUGAUCUUUUUGUAGUAAUAAUUUUUUCAUGCAACCAAACGACAGUAAAAUCACGACUCUUCUGUGACAUUUUGACCUACAUUUUCCGACUUCCGAACAUUUAUGACUCUUAUACUAGUAAAAAUAAAGUGGAAAUGUUAACGUUGAUCUUGAAUAUUAUGAGACUUGUUUUUGUAAAAAUACUUUUUUCUUUUAAUUUGACUGUAAAAUUACGACAUUUUGACCGACAUUUUCCAACUUCUGAACAUUUACGACUAUCAUACUAAUAAAAAAAAGUGGUAAUGUUAACAUUGAUCUUUUUGUAGUAAUACUUUUUUCAUGUAACCAAACUACUGUAUUACGACUCUUCCUGUAACAUAUUGACCUACAUUUUCCGACUUCCGAACACUUAAAGUUGAUCUUGAUUAUUAUUAGACUUGUUUUUGUAAAAUUACCUUCUCUUGUAACUUAACUGUAAAAUUACGACUCUUCUUGUGACAUUUUGACGCGUGUUCUCCGACUUCGGAAAGUUUCCGACUUUCAUACUCCGUGUUAAUGUUGAUCUUGAAUAUUGCCUUUUUUUUUGUGGUUUAACAACUAAAAAUCGGACCUUGUCGACACACACGUUACAAAUGACUACGUGUUGAAAAUAGUCCCGACACUGUUUGCAAAAUUCCGACAAAACUUUGAAAAAAAUGUUUUCACAAACAUUACGAUAUUUUUUUCAGUGUGGCCCUCCUACUACUCCCUACAUCGUAAAGUGACCCACGUCCCCCCACCUCCCCAGAAAAUGUACUACUAUCAUUACGAAUACGAUUAAAACAUGCGGCGGCCAUAGUGUUGGUUUCUCUGUCAGAGGCGGGUAGUGGCGCCCCCUUCUGGCAAGAGCUGGAGACCGCUUGAAAGACGAGAGAAAAAACGGACCCAAACUGUGUCUAAAGGAGCUGUAACUGCCAAACGUACAGCUGGCAUGUUGACAUGUUGGAUUGAGGAGUUUUUACCAAGAGGCUUUGAGCAGGCUCAGCACACGUUAACAUACACUACUACUACUACUACUACUACUACACGUGCCAUGUUGGUAUUGCUAGCACUUGUCCACGGGCGUUCUUUGCAACCAAAGCAGGAGAUGAAUGGUGCUGAGGAGGAGGAGGAGGAGGAGGUUUUUAUUACACCACCAAAUUAGCGCAUAUUUCUUCUUCUUCUUCACGAGUGACGUUGUUUUUCUGGUCCAAGUGUUGACAGUAUUAAUCUUAUUUUUCUAGUUACCAUGACUGUAUGUUAGGAAAAUUAAAAAAAAGGCUAUUUUCCCGCUGAUGUGAAAAAAGAAGCACAUUUUGUCCUCCAUCUUUACCAAAAAAAGAAAAGAAAACCGUAACAAGGAGGGCGUGGCCUCCUCCCUCUACACCUUUCUUUCUUUGCUUUCUGUGGGCGCCAUUUAACGCCCGGAAUGUUCUUUUUUUUUUUUUUGGUUUGUUUUGUGGAUGUUUGCAGAUGCCAAUGUUGCCUGUAUUUAUGAUAAUGACACCAUGUUUUCAGAAAAACUAACAUACUUAAAAAUGUUUACAGUUUGCUGUAUAUAUACAUAUAAAUAUAUAUCUUUUUAUAGUGAAUGUGCUUUGCACAAUCAUACAUAUAUAUAUAUAUAUAUAUAUAUAAAUAUUUAGUGUUGCUUUUUCUUUUCUCAAUAUUUUGGGGUUAUGUGUUCUCUCCCUUAGCUUUUUUUUUCUUUUUCUAUGAAGACAUCCAAUGACAGACUGUAACCGUUAGCUUUUUCUCAGCCGUGUCAAAUGGUUUACUUACUAGAGGCUUCUACACAAAGGAUUGAAUCCAGUCCGGAAAUAACCCAGAAGACGUGAAGGGGGGCUGCUUGGCUUAUGUUGCUUAUUGUUCUUUGGAGCUGGCAACUCAUAAAAUCUCCCAAGUGUACCAGCAAUGCAAAAAAAGAAUAAAAAAUACUAGCAAUUUGAAAAUGUCUUCUCAUUUUUUUUAAUGUGAACUUGUUUGUGGUGCUGGGCUUUCAUUUGUG